Messenger RNA from Nannospalax galili (Upper Galilee mountains blind mole rat), 2737 nucleotides. RefSeq names its product zinc finger protein 213 (gene Znf213). Gene Ontology annotation, biological process: regulation of DNA-templated transcription. The coding region runs from base 387 to 1808 and encodes 473 amino acids. The record is from RefSeq and is a predicted model, not a curated record. The transcript is spliced from 6 exons. NCBI's taxonomy places the organism in Eukaryota, Metazoa, Chordata, Mammalia, Rodentia, Spalacidae.
UUUCCCGGCGUGCUCCGCGCGAACUUCCGGUGUCGGGAGCUGGUGGUGGAACUCUGAGCACCGGAGUGGCUCUGGGUGGUGUGGAGGCGGGACCGGCGUCGGGAGCCACCUGAUUCCCGGUGGGACUUGGAGCUCUGGUGUGGCUCGCUGGGCGACUCCACCUGGUCCCGGAGCAGCUCCGUCCAGUCCCCGGGGCAGCUCCGCAGAGCCCGCCGCUUCUGCCAGGCUGCUGGGAACUGCCUCGCCUGCCACGACCUGCCGAGCGACCCUGGAGUGUGUGUCCCGAUGCCAGCCCAGCUGCCACAGAGGGUCCCUCUGGAAGACUAAAAGGGUCAGCUCUGGAGCCCAAGCCAAGGCGGACUAGCCCUGAGCCUUAGGCCAGGGGAAUGGCAUCCCUCCAGGAGCCCCAAGACCAGGAUCCAGGAGAGGGUGAAGGACUUCUGAUUGUGAAGGUGGAAGAUUCCUCUUGGGAGCAGGAACCUGCCCAGCAGGUGGACAGCAGGGAUUCAGAAGCCUGUCGCCAGCGAUUCCGUCAGUUCUGCUACAGGGAUGUGGGUGGACCACAUGAGGCCUUCAGCCAGCUCUGGGAACUUUGUUGCCGCUGGCUACGGCCGGAGCUUCAUAGCAAGGAGCAGAUCCUGGAGCUGCUGGUGCUAGAGCAGUUCCUGACUGUGCUGCCAGGGGAGAUCCAGGCCCAGGUGCAGGGACAGUGCCUAGGGAGUGGUGAGGAAGCUGUCGCUUUGGUAGAGGAUCUACAGAAUCAGUCAUUGAAAGCCUGGCCUCAGGAUGUACCCUCAGAGAAAGUGGAGCCUGAGGCUGCAGUCCAGGGAUCCCAAGCCAAAGGGCCUCCCCUGAUGGCAGGUGUACAGAAACAACCACCUAUACCCCUGGAGCAGCACAGCCAUGCCCAGCUUCCUGCUCUUCUUAAAGAGGGAUGGACAGGAGAGAGGAUGGAUGAUGCCUGCUUUGCGUCUGGGGUUCAUCUAUCUGGGAGACCUGAGCUGGGUCAUAUUUCCUCAUUGCGAGGACCUGUGGCAUUGGGAGACAUCCCUUUCUAUUUCUCCCGUGAAGAAUGGGGCUCCCUGGACCCUGCUCAGAGGGAUCUCUUCUGGGACAUAAAGAGGGAGAACUCCCGGAACUCUGCCCUGGGUUUGGAACCCAAAAGCCCGAGAGAGAGGGCUCCGCUGGAGGAGGCCAUGACCGCAUUGUCGGGCCAAGGAGGCUGUGAAGUAACCAUGUCCUGGAAUCCUGAGGAGACGGAGACGUGGAAGAGUGAGAACCAGCCUGGGACAGCCCUGGGACAGCUGGUGGUGGCAGGGCGCGGUCGGCCGCCCAAUCGGCGGCGCCAGUUCCGAGACCUGGUGACCGAGAAGCCGCAUGGCUGUGGGCAGUGCGGGAAGCGCUUCCGCUGGGGCUCAGACCUGGCCAGGCACCAGCGCACGCACACCGGUGAGAAGCCACACAAGUGCCUGGAGUGCGACAAGAGCUUCCGCAGCUCCUCAGACCUGGUGCGCCAUCAGGGCGUGCACACGGGCGAGAAGCCCUUUUCCUGCUCCGAGUGCGGCAAGAGCUUCAGCCGCAGCGCCUACCUGGCAGACCACCAGCGCAUCCACACGGGCGAAAAGCCCUUCGGCUGCAGCGACUGCGGCAAGAGCUUCUCCUUGCGCUCCUACCUGCUGGAUCACAGGCGCGUGCACACGGGGGAGCGGCCUUUCGGCUGUGGGGAGUGUGACAAGAGCUUCAAGCAGCGUGCACAUCUCAUUGCGCACCAGAGCCUACACGCUAAGAUGGCCCAGCCGGUGGGGUAAACUGCCAAUUAGGGAUCCCAGCCACUCAGCGAGGCGGACGCAACCAGAGACUCCCGCAGCACCUCUUCCUCUGUCCCCCCAUAUUUGCCACCCAUCUACGAUCACUGCCCAGCCUUUUCGAGGUCCCUAGGGCCCUGCACUCAGAAAUGGCCGGCCAGUUCCCAGGAUCCUGCCGCCUUGUCUUUCUCCUUAUUGUUCUGAAUUUCUCUUCCACUCCAAAUUCCUGGAGCUUCGCACUUUCCUGUGGGGCAGCAGGUGAUACUAGGCCUCAGCCAGAGCCUAGGGUUUCUUCCCAGAACCCCACCCCCAAGCCUUGCUUGGCCAGAGCUCUUUGUUUCCUGCCUUCUCAGGUGGGUCCAUGGGCCCAGCCAGGUUCUCUGCCCUGCCAACCUGUGCCUUCUAGUGGGGAUUGGCCUCCAUCCCCAGAGAACUGCUGGGCUGUGGGAAAGACCAUGGGCCCACACCUAUGAGAACCUAGAUCCUGUGGGUGGCCACAGUGACUUCCUGGCCCUCCUCCCCCUUGUACUUCCAGGCUGUGACCACUGUGUCCUGUCCUAAUCACAGGAAGCUGCCUACUUGUCCUGCUGUGAGCCAGGAGGAGACACUUACCUGUGGAUCUGGAGGUGGUGGUGGCGUCUCUAGCAUCGGGCUAACCUGGAGACAAGGAGCAGGGGGUGAGCAGAGGUUCCCUGCUCACCCACUCCUCCAGAGUUAUGGCCUUUGUUGUACUGAACACUAGCACUCCAUCAGCACUUUGUGGCUGACUUCUCAAGCACUGCAUUCCAUUUUCUGUCUGCAUUGUGUGCAGAUUCACAUUAACAGGGUCAGACUAGGAACUCUCCAAAGGGGCUCAGCCCAGUGGACCUCAGAAGGGUUUGAAUAAAUGUGAAAAUGUGCCUCCAGGUUGUCAUUCUUUAGGGUGGGGGCCU